Messenger RNA from Myiozetetes cayanensis, 1563 nucleotides. It is a transcript of the gene GJA9, whose product is annotated as gap junction protein alpha 9. The record is from RefSeq and is a predicted model, not a curated record. NCBI's taxonomy places the organism in Eukaryota, Metazoa, Chordata, Aves, Passeriformes, Tyrannidae. The coding region runs from base 1 to 1563 and encodes 520 amino acids. The transcript has a single exon. Gene Ontology annotation, cellular component: connexin complex. Gene Ontology annotation, biological process: cell communication.
AUGGGAGACUGGAAUUUCCUUGGAGGCAUUUUAGAAGAGGUCCACAUCCAUUCUACUAUUAUCGGAAAGAUUUGGCUAACGAUCCUCUUCAUAUUUCGAAUGCUUGUCCUCGGAGUGGCAACCGAAGAUGUCUGGAACGAUGAGCAAUCAGAAUUUAUAUGCAAUACUGAGCAACCUGGUUGCAGAAAUGUGUGUUAUGAUGAGGCCUUUCCCAUCUCUCUCAUAAGAUACUGGGUCUUGCAAGUUAUAUUUGUGUCUUCCCCUUCCUUGGUGUAUAUGGGUCAUGCCUUAUACAGACUAAGAGCCUUGGAAAAAGAGAGGCAAAAACAGAAAGCUCAGGUAAGGGUGGAACUUGAAAGCACCGAAUUAGAAAUGACUAAAGAUCGUAAAAGGCUGGAGAGAGAACUCCGGCAAUUGGAUCAAAGAAAGCUAAAUAAAGCCCCCCUGAGAGGCUCUUUGCUCUGCACUUACGUGAUACAUAUUUUCACAAGAUCUGCAGUGGAAGUCAGCUUUAUGAUUGGGCAGUAUCUUCUUUAUGGCUUUCAUCUAGAUCCCCUUUAUAAAUGUCAGAGACAUCCAUGUCCAAACACAGUUGACUGCUUUGUAUCUAGACCAACAGAAAAGACAGUCUUUAUAUUAUUCAUGCAAUCAAUAGCGACUGUAUCAUUGCUUUUAAAUAUCCUGGAAAUUAUCCACUUAGGAUUACGAAAAAUUAAAAUGGGACUCUGUGAGCAGAAUAAAAACAAGGACGACUCUGACAAAUUCCACAUAAACACGUCUAAGAAAUACUCUGUGAUACCGCAGUCUUCUUUUGGAAUAUCCACCACCCCUCAGAAAACUCUUCCUUGUGCACUUAGCAGUUAUACCUUUUUUAUGGAAAAGCAAACUGACACUACUCUCUACCCAGUUCUAAUUUCUCCCUCUAUGUUUCAGUCUGUGCAAAACAAUCACACAGAAAGCAGCAGUAAUUACACCCAUUGCAAUCAGGAAAAUAAAUUGCCAAAGAAGAGGCCAACUACAAAUGCUUUAGAAAAUCAGACUCAAAAUGUCAGCAUGAAUAAUAACGAGGGUUUUCUUGGCGAGCUUGGGACUGAAGUGCAUGAUGCACAAAAAGAGGCUGAAAAGGAACAUUUCCUUGUUGUUACUCAGAAUGCAGAUAUGGCUUCAAACAUGUGUUUGAGAAGCUUUACUGACAUGCCAUCUCAAACUUCACUGCAACCCAAUACAAUUUUUCCUUGUACCAGUUUUAGGCGGCAGCAUGGAAUUGGUUUGUCUUGGAACUGCUCAGCAACGGUUGAGAGUGCAGGAGCUUCAACAAAUUCUCUUCCAAAGACCAGCAACACAGGACAAAGCAGUUUCAGUGCAAACAACGCCCAAACUCCUCCUUACAAUACUGACAUAAAAAAUUUUAGCCGACCAGACACUCCUGACUCUACAGAGGUGAGCUCAGAAUCUACACAAAGUAGAAACUUGAAUAGUCCUAAGCUUUACUCUCUGUCUAGGCAACUGUCACUGUCAAGUAAUGCCAGCAGCAGGCGUGCCCCCACUGAUCUUCAAAUAUAG